CGUAAAGGCCAGAGCUUUAGCAACAGAGCUACUUAUUCACUCGGUCGUUGGGAACUCGGGACGGAAAAACAUGCCAACUGUUUGUGGAAAGGCCAGACAGAAGAAGUAGACUCAUACCGUAAGGAGAUGGUGCCACCGCAGCUGAGAGUGCUGGGUGGCAGCGCCGCCAUAAUCUUGGGCGGGUUCGUCACCAUCAACGUCGUCUCUGCUGUCACAAUGUCGGUGGUGCGAACGGUGACGGAGAGGAAAAGGAAGAAGAUUUCAUUGCCCUGUAUGGUCUGCAAAGGCAAAGGAUUCUACAUUUGCAAGCUUUGCAGAGGGAACGCAACAAUACAAUGGUCUCCGCUUUAUGAUCCCGUUGCCAUAAAUCCCUGCGUUUGCCCAACAUGUGAAGGAAACAGGAUACAACGCUGUCUCAAUUGCUUGGGGAAGGGCUAUAGUUGAGAGCAUGACCAUAGAGCGCUAUGUUCUUCCUGUCCUUAUCACGGGAAUUUGUAAUAACAUUGAAAGGUUUGUAAUGUAAAUUACAUUAGUUGAUUACAGUGCGAUUUCAUCAUCUGAUCGAUUGUAUUGUCUGAAUCAGACAACGACGAAGAACUUGCUCUGCACAUCUAAAUCUCAAAUUCUUGAAAAGCA
This is a messenger RNA of Punica granatum (pomegranate), 636 nucleotides long. Lineage: Eukaryota; Viridiplantae; Streptophyta; Magnoliopsida; Myrtales; Lythraceae. The record is from RefSeq and is a predicted model, not a curated record.